Panicum virgatum (switchgrass) is the source of this 2358-nucleotide messenger RNA. RefSeq names its product sucrose transport protein SUT4-like. Gene Ontology annotation, molecular function: sucrose:proton symporter activity. Gene Ontology annotation, biological process: transmembrane transport. The record is from RefSeq and is a predicted model, not a curated record. The transcript is spliced from 14 exons. NCBI's taxonomy places the organism in Eukaryota, Viridiplantae, Streptophyta, Magnoliopsida, Poales, Poaceae. Gene Ontology annotation, cellular component: membrane. Bases 174 to 1973 code for a protein of 599 amino acids.
GUCGCAUUUUCUUACUCCUUGGUUCCAUUCUCCCUUGGCCAUCUGGAGUCUGGACUCUGAUCUGAGGGGGAGAGGCCUUUGCCUUGCUCUGACUCCUCCGACCACUGCCGCGUCGCCGACCCGCAGAUCUCACCGCGCAAACCUACACCCUGCCCGCAGAUCUGCCGCCCGCCAUGGACUCCGGCAGCGGGGCCACGCCCAUCCACGUGCCCUACCGCCACCUCCGCAACGCCGAGAUGGAGCUCGUCAGCCUCAACGGCAGCCCUCGCGCUGGGGAGGGGCCGCCCAAGGACCCGCACCGGGACGCCGACGGGGCGCGCCAGGCGGGGGGCGCCGUCACCUCCAGGACCAAGCUCGUGCUCGCCUGCAUGGUCGCCGCGGGCGUGCAGUUCGGAUGGGCGCUGCAGCUCUCCCUCCUCACACCCUACAUCCAGACCCUAGGAAUAGAUCAUGCCAUGGCAUCAUUUAUUUGGCUCUGUGGACCUAUAACCGGUUUUGUGGUUCAACCAUGUGUCGGUGUGUGGAGUGACAAAUGCCGCUCAAAGUACGGGAGAAGAAGACCAUUUAUUUUGGCUGGAUGCUUGAUGAUAUGUGCUGCUGUAACUUUAAUCGGGUUUUCUGCAGACCUUGGUUACUUCUUAGGAGACACCACUGAGCACUGCAGAACAUACAAAGGUUCAAGAUAUCGAGCUGCCACUGUUUUCAUUCUUGGAUUCUGGAUGUUGGACCUUGCAAAUAAUACGGUGCAGGGUCCCGCUCGUGCCCUUCUAGCUGAUCUUUCAGGUCCUGAUCAGUGUAAUUCUGCAAAUGCAAUAUUCUGUUCAUGGAUGGCUGUUGGAAAUAUUCUUGGCUUUUCUGCUGGUGCGAGCGGGAAUUGGCACAAAUGGUUUCCUUUUCUAACAACAAGAGCCUGCUGUGAAGCUUGCGGUAAUUUGAAAGCAGCUUUCUUAGUUGCAGUUGUAUUUCUUUUGUUCUGCUUGUCUGUUACCCUGUACUUCGCUGAAGAGAUCCCACUAGAUCCAAAGGAUGCACAAGGAUUAUCUGAUUCCGCUCCUCUACUGAAUGGGUCUAUAGAUGAUGGCCAUGCAUUGAAUGAACAAAACAAUGAAAGAUUCCCUAAUGGCCAUGUGGAUAGAAACAAUGUCUCAGCUAACCCCAACACCGAGGAAGUCACAGAUGUGAAUUCCAACUUGAACAGGGACAAUGGAGAAGUUUUCAAUGAUGGCCCAGGAGCAGUUUUGGUCAACAUUUUGACCAGCAUGAGGCAUCUACCUCCAGGAAUGCAUUCAGUGCUUGUAGUUAUGGCCCUAACAUGGUUGUCAUGGUUUCCCUUUUUCCUUUUUGAUACUGACUGGAUGGGGCGUGAAGUUUACCAUGGGGAUCCAAAUGGAGACUUGAGUGAGAGGAAAGCUUAUGAUAAUGGUGUCCGAGAAGGUGCAUUUGGUUUGCUAUUGAAUUCUGUUGUCCUUGGUAUUGGUUCCUUCCUUGUUGAUCCACUAUGUCGGAUGAUUGGUGCAAGAUUGGUUUGGGCAAUCAGUAACUUUACAGUGUUUAUCUGCAUGAUGGCUACAACGAUACUAAGUUGGAUCUCUUCUGAUCUAUACUCGAGUAAACUUCAUCACAUCAUUGGAGCAAAUAAAACAGUCAAGAAUUCAGCAUUGGUUGUUUUCUCUCUUCUUGGAUUACCACUCUCCAUCACUUAUAGUGUUCCAUUUUCUGUUACUGCCGAGCUGACUGCUGGUUCAGGAGGUGGACAAGGUUUGGCUACAGGAGUCCUAAAUCUUGCUAUUGUCGUUCCCCAGAUAGUAGUCUCACUCGGAGCAGGUCCAUGGGAUGCUCUCUAUGGGGGAGGAAACACCCCUGCAUUCGCCUUGGCAUCAAUCUUCUCCCUGGCAGCUGGUGUGCUUGCAGUUCUCAAGCUACCAAAGCUAUCAAACUCGUACCAAUCUGCCGGUUUCCAUGGAUUUGGUUGAUGCUUGAUGCCCUCGAAACCCUCUAGGGGUGUAACAUUCAGAUACACACCUACACUAGACUGAGCCCUGUUUCGCCAUUCGUUUACAGUGAAAUGAUUCUUUUUCCUGCUGCCACUACAGAAUAAUACUGAAAGUAGACACUAGGAUAGAGAGGCUAGUUAGGUUCAUGUGCAUACAAAGCCGAUGCAAAGGUGUACAAGCUGCAUCUACUUUUUUGACAGUGUAUGUAAGAGCUGCCCGCUAACAUGGCGGAGAAUUUUACAAGUGAUGUAACAGGUUUUGGCCUUAACCAGCGCUCGUUUGUAGCUGUAAAUCCAGCAUGUUGCUGUGCGGUUUUGUAAGGGAAUAGGCUGUGUGCCAAGCUCAUGUUCAUUGCACUUUUUUC